GGCAAUACAGUCUCAGUCUACUCGAAACCGCGACCGAACGCUGACGGCCUAACAGGCACCUGCUCCCCGCCCCACCAGCUUAGUUUGCGUACUGUGCGUGACCGCGCUUCUAAUCUCGGCGGGGUUAGUAGUCGCCCGACAACGUCUUGAACGCAACAGCGAACCGAACCAUCGAACGUCCGCAUGUGUGUUUGUGUGCAUUCCCACGUUGCUUGGAUGUGUGCGGAUGCGCCAGCAAGGAAUAGCGGGCAGCAGCAGCAGCAGAAGUAGUGUUGUGCCAGUGUGUAAACCCGACCGAGCCAACGGGGUGGCUUCGACAGGGGCCUUGGCUUUUGCGAGCAAUCGGGCAAAACAAACGGGCGUAUUCAAGCGUCCCUUUUCUGUGUCGCUCCCGUGUCGUGUUUAGUGUCGUUUGUUUGGGCGUGAUUUGUGAUUUGCACCGCACUACACCGCUAUAGUGAGUGGAAAACGCGAAGGAUAGCAGCAGCAGCAGCAGCAGCAGCGCUAACAGCUAGCACCGACAGCUAGCACUAGCCACCUUUCCGGAAGGGAGACCCACUUCUCCUUUUCCCAAUUUGUUUACACCCUCUCCUGCGCUGGUGUGUUUUGUUCACCAUCACUAGCAACGGCCAGCAACGGGCACCGGGUCAGAAAGGAACGCGCAAACAAGAUGCGAUAAUGCGGCCAUGGCACUGCGCGGCUGGCGACUGUUUGGGGUGGCCGGCACCAUACUGGUGUACGUCGGCGGCAUACUGUUCCUAUCGUUCGUUAGCCUGCAGGGACCGCAGCAGAAGCGUGGCGUCCAUGGUCCGCGCGGGUACGGCGAGUUCGAGACGAUUCGGAACCGCGAUCUUGGCCUGAUGGGCAAAAAGCCACCGCUGCAAUGGUGCACCGAGCUGCACUAUCUGGACGCGCCGAUCCGGACGCCCCGCAAGCCGCCCAAGCUGCUCCAAACCUUCCCGGGCCAUUUCGUGAAAAAGUUUAACGUUUACAACUACCGCGGAGGCGGCAACAAUGGCGGCAGUAGCAACAGCGGCAACAGUCACAACCAGAACCUACACUCAGCACCCGGUGCGGCAGUACAGCCGGGCGGACAGACGGUGGACGACGGUGACACACUUGCCGGUCCACCGGCCGUUGCUUCCUUUGCCGGAGGCAGUCCGGGCAGCCCCUCGCAUCCAGUUCGGCCUAACGGUGGUGACCCGUCUAGUGGUAAGCUAGUGGAUAGUGAUAGUGUAAGAAGCCGUGGCGCUGUUGGCCGACCGAAGGGACAACAGUCGAAACCGGAACUGGCGGCGCUCGUUUCAUUCCCGGGCAGUGGUAACACUUGGCUGCGAUAUCUACUCCAGCAAGCAACCGGCAUUCUAACAGGAAGUGUGUACAAAGACUACGGACUCCUUAAAAGUGGUUUCCCGGCGGAAAGCGUUGCUAAUUCGUCGGUGCUAGUAGUGAAGACGCACGAGUGGGGCCCGCACGCCUGGGCCCCUUACACCAAAGCGAUCCUGCUGAUACGGGAUCCGGAACGGGCCAUUCUGGCGGAGUUUAAUCGUCAAUCUGGUGGCCACGUAGGAUUUGCCUCGCCUGAUCGUUAUCGUAGGACCAAGGGUCGAUAUUGGACUCAAUUUGUAAAAAAUAAACUUUGGGCAUGGGAACAAACGAAUCUCUCGUGGGCGAAAAACUUCACUGGCGAAGUUAAGCUAGUCUUCUACGAUGACCUAGUCGAGAACGUAGAGGGUACAUUGCGCAGUAUUCUUAAAUUUCUCAACUACCAGACGGACGAGGAGCUGCUGGCGUGUGCCCUUAUGCGAAAGGAAGGCAUUUACCGGCGCAAGAAGCGCAUUCUGCAGUUCGAUCCGUACAGUCCGGCAAUGCACGCAGCAAUUGACGAAAAGCGAGCCGAAGUGUACGCAGCCCUCGGCCGCUACGACGCACACUAAGCAAAAUCAGUGGCUGUAAUUGUGAUGUAUGGUUUCGAUUGGUUUAGGCUAAUUGGUUUUGAACGAAUUAUUUCUUAACAAUAGAACCCAGUCGUACCACUACUACUCUUGUUACCGAGACGCCAGACAGAGGCAGCGCCUAUAUUUUUGCUCACAAAGUAUUUGUACAAAGCUUAAGUAGUGUUGUUAAAGAAAUGUUUUUCAUAAGUAUCGAACCACAAGGCAACCAGAAUCUCAAACACAGUUUCCCCCACAAAACGAAACAAACGAACGCGGGCCCGAUUUUAAAAGCUUCCAUUAUUUGUGUAACGGUUAGAGAUUCACCACGUUCAAUCGCGCCCAGUGCAAAAGACAUAGCGUGAGCAUGGUGCCCAGUUUUGUACAGCCAUUUCCUGUUUGUUACUGUAAUUAGCGAAACACAUUCUAGUCAGCAAGGGAAUCCCGAUUAUGUUGCCAUCCGAGCUGUCCCGCAAGUCGCGACGGAUCCGUAGCCAAGCGCCAAAACAUGUCUUAAACGUAAACCAAAGUAAUGUAGCACGAUUUACCAGGCUAAACUAUAUAGGAAGCUAAAGGGCACGGCAACACACCUCCCUAAAAAACCGUUCACGACGUAGAGAGCAACACACAUGUUGUAGAAGAAGCUAGAAGAAACUGGUAAGACUUUUAGGAGCAACCUAGGAACAAUAGCUACCACAUAAGCAUACGUACACGUAGGUAAGCGGGGGCAGUAUUCAUUUGUACUAUUAGAAAUGUAUGCGCGAUUUUACUACCAUUCAUGACAAGCGAGGACAGUGCAGGAAAGGGAAGCUAAAUGGUACAUAAAAAGUAAAAAUCACCAACGCAUAACGAUUAGUAAUCCUGUUCCAAUGGUUGGAGCAACCGAGAACUAACACAAUGUAUGAUAGCAUUGGGCUGGUGUAAACGGAUGUGCAUUAUGUGUAGACACCAGAAGCAGAACAAAAAAGGAAUAAACAAUAUUUAGAGGUGUUCA
Anopheles gambiae (African malaria mosquito) is the source of this 2928-nucleotide messenger RNA. Its product is annotated as WSCD family member AGAP003962. The record is from RefSeq and is a predicted model, not a curated record. Gene Ontology annotation, molecular function: sulfotransferase activity. NCBI's taxonomy places the organism in Eukaryota, Metazoa, Arthropoda, Insecta, Diptera, Culicidae. Bases 687 to 1937 code for a protein of 416 amino acids. The transcript is spliced from 6 exons.